Molecule: messenger RNA, 369 nt
Organism: Pseudomassariella vexata
Lineage: Eukaryota; Fungi; Ascomycota; Sordariomycetes; Amphisphaeriales; Pseudomassariaceae
Product: cipC-like antibiotic response protein
Exons: 3
Coding region: 1-369 (122 amino acids)
Source: RefSeq, a predicted model, not a curated record
AUGGAUAAAAUGAAGGCGGCUUUACAAGAUAAGUUGAUUGGUUUUGACCAUGCCAAGGAAACUCACAAUAAAGUGUAUAAUGAGGAACAUCAUAAGGCACACUUUGGUCACGAGCUCGUGGCAGGCGGUGCUGCCUUCGAAGCCAUGAAGGUUUUCGAAGACCGCCAGCGCAAGAAGGGCGAGCCUGUAAACCACGCAUUCGCUAAAGAAAUGCUCGCCGGCAUCGCUGCUGCCGAGGUCGAUAAGCUUGUCGAGACGAAAGGGCUUGAUCACAUUGAUCGGCAGAAGGCCAAACACCACGCUGAGAAGCAGGCAGAGCAUUUGUAUGACCAGCAUUACGGAAAGCAAGGCGAAAUGUUUGAUCCGUAG